AUGUCGUCAAAGAAGCGGAAGAGAGACACUGGCUCUGAGCCAGCAAAAGCCACCAUCAUACCGAGCGAGAAACCGGCCACCGACUUGUCCAAGAAGCGGAAAAGAGAAGUCGACGUCGAGCUUGUCAAAGUCUACAAUGAUCUUGCCGACGAGCAGGAAAAUGUCCGCCUUGCGGCCGCCCACACGUUGUUGUCCAAAAUCUAUAAACCCGGAAUCACCAGCGACGAGCAGACCGAGACCAUCUUGUCCCGACUCUUUCGCGGCCUUUGCAGUAGCCGAAAAUCAGCUCGCCUGGGCUUCUCCAUUGCUCUCACCGAGCUCCUCUCCCAACUCGCGUCUACUCGAGAUACCUUGCAAAACAUCUCCGUAUCGGCCAUAAUCGACAUCUUCGAAUCUCAAAGCGCACCGGAGAAAGGCACUUCCGGUCAAGAUGAGCGCGAUCAUUACUUCGGGCGAGUCUUUGGUGCGGAGGCUAUCUUGAAGUCGGAUCUUCUCUUUCAGAAAGGAGAUGAAAGCCAUUUCAAUCACCUUCUUGAGCUGCUCUGCAGCCUAGCUCACAAGAAGCCAUGGCUUCGGCAAGAAUUUGGCUGGGUACUCUAUGACUGCAUCGCCCACGAACGCAACAAGUUGCCGGAGAAAUUAGCAGUGGAUACGCUUGAGAAGCUGAUCGCCAAUAAGCUCAUACGAACGCCCGAAGGAGUGGCUAUAUGGAUUGCGGUAACAAGGCGGUUUCCGGCGGCGAAACUGCCCAUAUCGGCAUGGAAGAGUGGUGACCCUUUGGCAAGAAAAGACGUCAACGCCCUUGCUGAUAUUCUCAAGGAUGCGCGGGCUCAGCAGGGCCCGCAAAGCUCAGAGUUGAGCGCUCAAGGCUCAGCCAGAUGGUCCGCUAACCUCCACUUUGCCUGGGAUGUGGUGCUUGCAGAAGUCUUCAAAAAUGCACCAGGCAAAGGUGAGAAAGGAAUCAACGGCAAGAUGCCGACUCUCCAAGGUAAAAAGCUCACUUUCGACGUGUUCUGGAAGACUGUCGUCGAUGAGAGCCUUUUCGCAGAGUCAAGCAGCACGGAACGUAGAGCCUGGGGUUUCGGCCUGUGGAAGAAGGUGUUUGAAACAUCUCCUCGGGAGUUUUUGCUCUACACAUUCACACCACAAGCGACCCGGCGCCUGGCUGAUGCACUCAAAGGCUCAGAGAGGCUUCUUAAAAAGUCCGCAGAGAGAGUGACUCAAAGCAUUCAACUUCGACUAGCAGAACCUGCGCCCUGGCCCGAAGCUGGGACUGUCGCCGCUUCUUACAUGCAGGCUCUGCUGCAAAGUGUUUCGUACGGCGACUUUGACCAAAUCACCAAGUCUAAAACUCUGCACAACUUGAUUGACGUCCUAAGCCCGUCGGUGCUUUGCCAUGCCAAGUUAGCCCUUGGCCAGCUGGUGACGGAACUUUCUCGACAAGAAGACGGCAAAGCGACGCUGUCUCUACAGAAAACGAUGGUAGCAAUACAGUGGAAGAUGGUUUCGGCCAGGCUUCGUCGAUGGGAACAAGCCCAGUGGACAAGUGCGGGCGAUCUUGAAGAAGAUGACUGGAGGCUGGUUACCGGGGUAUUCGAGUCAUGGCUCAGAGAAGUCUGCGUCGCACCAACCGCAAAUAAAUCCACCAAGACGCUCGAAAUUCGACCAAUUCUCCAACCACAGGCUCGCCAGUUUGCGAAAGAACGUCUUGAUCUUGGCUUCGAGCAAGCACUUAAGCUUGGAUCGCUCGGCUUCCAGGUCUUGGACAGAGUCCUUUCCCAUAUCCACUAUCUGGAGACCCUGGGGACCGUCAUGGCCGCCUCCUUCGCGGAUGAUGUCCGGGAAAUAGUGCAGACCGCUUGGCGAAAGUUGUCUGCCACUGCGCGACAAAGUAGAGAGACCUCAGAAAUUGAGCAGACUACCUCGAUUUCACGGCCAGGCCAAGCUCAGAUGCCGCCACUGUCGUUCUCUGAGGCCAUGCGACUCCUAUAUUGCCUUCUGCUCUUUCAAAUCUAUAGCGGCGAGACAGAGACCGUGCAACUCUUACAGGAGGUGCUUGACUACCAUGGUCAAUGGGAUACGAGAAAGUUCAAUGAUCAGUUGCCUAAUGACAAGGGAGAACUGGCCGACGCGAUCGUGGAAAUCCUCCUCAGUUUCGCGUCUAGACCGUCCAAGUUGCUAAGGCGCAUUACACUCCAGAGCUUCGAAGCUUUCGCGUCUAGCCUGACCGGCAAUGGCCUCGAAGCUUUGUGUCGGGUCCUCGAAACAAAGGAGAAUUUGUUGGGUCAGCAGGAGAUGUUCCAAGCCGAAGACGUCGACGGAAUUGGCAGCGAAGCAUCCGACACGGACUCCAAUAUGGACGGACUCGAUUCUGACGUGGAAAUUGAGUCCGGCCCAGCAUCCGACGGUUCUGACGGGGACACGGACAAUGUGUCAGGCUCGGGAGAAGAAUCCGGUGGCGAAGAGGAGGAUGAGGAACUUGCAAAGUUCGAUGCUGCGCUCGCUUCGGCCCUAGGGACACGUAGCCUCAACGAGGACGACCUAGCAGCUCCAUCCGACACCUCUGACGCUUCGUCCGACGAAGACAUGGACGAUGAUCAGAUGAUGGAGCUGGACAUGAAGCUCGCCGAGGUAUUCCGCGCCCGCAACGAGCAACAUUCGAAGAACAAGAAGAAGGAUGCAAGAGAUGCCAAAGAAAACAUUGUGAAUUUCAAGAACCGAGUCCUGGACCUCAUCGAGUCCUACUUCAAGCAUCAGCAGCAAAACCCCUUGACCAUCGACUUGCUCCUGCCGUUACUGAAACUUGCGAGAACGACCCAUACCAAACAACUUGCAGAUCGCUCCUGCAAUAUAAUUCAGCAAUUCUGCUCACGGUGCAAAGGACCUAAUGCUCCCGAGCUUCAGUCUGGGUCUCAAACACAACAUGGAAUUGACGUCCUUAGGUCGCUUCACGAGGAAGCAGGCCUUGAAUCCUCGAACGCGCAUUCAAAUGUGGCCAGUUUGUCCAGCAUACUCAUUGUGAAGGCGCUGGUCAAAGCGGAUCAAGCGAAUAUCAGAACCGUUGUCGACGUUUAUGCUUCGACGAGGAUGAAUCAACUGACAAUGGAGAAGUGUCGGAUACUGCCUGGGUUCUUCACAGAUUGGAACAACUGGUGCCAGACUGCUAGAGAAAAGCUGGCAAGUUGA
Cladophialophora carrionii CBS 160.54 is the source of this 3186-nucleotide messenger RNA. RefSeq lists its product as uncharacterized. Gene Ontology annotation, biological process: regulation of DNA-templated transcription. The record is from RefSeq and is a predicted model, not a curated record. Bases 1 to 3186 code for a protein of 1061 amino acids. The transcript has a single exon. NCBI's taxonomy places the organism in Eukaryota, Fungi, Ascomycota, Eurotiomycetes, Chaetothyriales, Herpotrichiellaceae. Gene Ontology annotation, molecular function: rDNA binding; transcription factor binding. Gene Ontology annotation, cellular component: nucleolus.